GAAAAACGUGGACAUCAUCCUACAAAGAACGGUGCGAAUCGUGUUCGACAGCGAAAGUACCCAAGCACAAUAUCUACGCGUCUCAACGACUAAGCGGAACAAUACAUCCGCUCCGUACGAAUUAUUAUAAUAAUAUUAUUAUUAUUUGAUAUCCUCGUCGUCAGCCACACACGAGAAGCCAUCAUGAAAUUGGCAAUCGCAGUAGUAAGCUGUAUGCUGGUCGGUCUAGUCAGCUGUCAACAGUAUCAACCCACAACUCCUAUUCCCAUCGUCCGAUAUGAAAAUGAUGGAGUUAAUUUUGAUGGAUCUUAUAAAUGGGCAUACGAAACYGGCAAUGGUAUCCAAGCCCAAGAAAGUGGUUACGUGCAACCGGCUCAAGAUCCUAGCCAAUCAGCCCUGAAUGUCGAAGGUGGCUACUCUUACACAGCUCCGGACGGUACUCCAAUCAGCGUCAAAUACGUGGCCGGUCCCCAAGGAUUCGUGCCGGUCGGCGACCAUCUGCCCACACCACCACCAUUACCGCCAGCAAUCGCCAAGUUGCUCCAAUUCCUCGCCACUCAGCCGUCCACACCGGAACCAGCUUACAACAAAAUUAAGUAAAUGUCCAAUAUAGCUCAAUCGUGAUUCUAUCAGCACGUAGUAUACCGCGUGUUUACGAACAAUCGUCCAUGUAUCGCGAUUCGUCGUAUCACCCGCUUAUACUUAAGUUACAUAACUGUUAAUCUGUAUAACUGCUGUCAUUAUUUAUUUUCACUUUCAUUUAAAUUCAUUUUUUUUUUUAAC
Molecule: messenger RNA, 783 nt
Organism: Diuraphis noxia (Russian wheat aphid)
Lineage: Eukaryota; Metazoa; Arthropoda; Insecta; Hemiptera; Aphididae
Product: endocuticle structural glycoprotein SgAbd-4-like
Cellular component (GO): chitin-based extracellular matrix
Molecular function (GO): structural constituent of chitin-based larval cuticle
Source: RefSeq, a predicted model, not a curated record